Theobroma cacao (cacao) is the source of this 1570-nucleotide messenger RNA. Its product is annotated as F-box protein At5g07610-like. The record is from RefSeq and is a predicted model, not a curated record. NCBI's taxonomy places the organism in Eukaryota, Viridiplantae, Streptophyta, Magnoliopsida, Malvales, Malvaceae. Gene Ontology annotation, molecular function: protein binding.
UUGGAUGGAAUUUCUUUUCAACUUUACAAUUGGAUGAAUUUACUCAUGUGUCUAAAUACUCUUUUAUCUUAUUAAUUUAUGGUAGUCUAGCAAAACAGAAGUCCCGAUUCCCCAAAUCUGAAGAAUUAGGCAUUGCCGCUAUGAAGAAAACCAAACCCUCCUCCGCCGGCAUUUCUUCAGCAGAAACCAUAGCCCACAACCAAGACCUCUUAACCCAAAUCCUCAUAAGAAUCCCUCCAAAACCUCUCUUCAAACUUAAAUCCGUCUCAAAACGCUGGCUUUCCCUCAUUUCCAGCAUCCAAUUCUCUCACUCCCACUCUCUCCACCACCAAAACCAAGGCUUUCUCACCCCAACGGCUCUCUUUCUAGGCAUUGGAAACUACUACAGACUACCCUUUGGAUUACCUGUCCUUCCCUUAAACCCUGAAACCCAAGUUCCCGUCUUGGAUUUCAUUGUUGACCCACAGUUCAAAAUCCUCCAAUCCUGCAAUGGCUUGCUUUUGGGUCAUUGUUAUUACAAAAGUGAUGAAGGGUCGAGGUAUUUCAUCUGUAAUCCAUCUACCCAUAAGUUCAGAAUUAUUUCUUUGCCUGUUUCACAGUUGGGUUCUUUGCGUGCUGUUAAUUUAGCCUAUGAUCCUAUUAAAUCACCUUAUUAUAAGAUAAUUUGUGUAAGGAAAUUGAUAUCUCCAAGUAACAGGUUUUUUAUAUAUAUUUAUUCAUCAAAGUCUGAUGCAUGGGAUGCUUCUUGGAUUAGCUUUCAGGCAAAUGAGUAUAUAAGGUUUGACUAUGCUGUUUUUUGUAAUGGGGUCAUUCACUGGAAUAGUAAUGGUAGGAAAUCUUUGCGGUUUGAUGUGGAGAAUAAAAUAUUGAAAAAAAUACCAAUGUUGGCUCCUAUGUUUCAAGCUCCAGAGGAAUCAGAGGAUGAGGAUAGUCGAUAUUUUGGGGAGUCUCGGGGCCAUUUGCAUCUUGGAGUUACAUACAUGCCAUUUUGUUUGAAAGUUAAUGUUUUUGAGAUGGCGGCUGAUUAUUCUCAUUGGUUCCUUAAAUACUGUCUGAAACUCGAUGAUGCUAUGAAAAUUUUGCCUGACUUGAGGUCGUUCUUUAUUGAGAACUAUUUUGGAUUCCCUGUUUUGUCUGUUAUCCGAUCUGAAGGUGAAGAAUCAAAGGUUGUGAUUCUUGUGGAUUAUAAAGCAAUUUGCUAUGAGCUAAAGGAUGGGAUUUUGCUAAGGGUUUAUGACCUAAAGCAGUAUCCUGAGACUCUCAACCGAUGUCCAUUGAAUUAUAUUGGGAUUCAAAGCUUUCAAUACUUUGAGACCCUCGCUUGGGUUUGAGGGUCUAACACUCUACUGGCAGUCCGGCAUGGACACACCAAUCUUCUCAGGUCUUAUUUCGAUGGGCAAUGCGUAAAGGAUACAUAUUUUGUACAAAGUAAUUUAGAGUAAGACAUCAGUUUUGGGUGUUAGGGUUUGGUGAACAGUUAUUUUUAGUGCUGUACUUGAUAUGCACAUAGCAUUGUAAAUGUUUAUAAAAUACAAAUGGACUUCCCCCUUUGUGUUAAUACUCUUUUCUC